This is a messenger RNA of Fusarium graminearum PH-1, 1002 nucleotides long. RefSeq lists its product as uncharacterized. NCBI's taxonomy places the organism in Eukaryota, Fungi, Ascomycota, Sordariomycetes, Hypocreales, Nectriaceae. The transcript has a single exon. The coding region runs from base 1 to 1002 and encodes 333 amino acids. The record is from RefSeq and is a predicted model, not a curated record.
AUGGAUUCCUUCCUGCAACAUUUUGGAGAGCAGGCCGAAACACAUAGAUCUGCUCUGGCAUGCAUGAUUGACCAGUUCGUCGGGAUCGCCUCAAGCCUCGGUAGCAAUGUUGCUCACUGGCUUGGACAUCCUGCUGCGCACCAAGGAGCACAACUAUACGAAGAACUUAACCGCAUCUAUAAGCGAGCCAUUGAUGCUGAAGGCCAAUGUUAUCGACUGAAGACAGACCAUCAGACUUUGGAGAAGCAGCUUGCGGAGGCUGUCAAGGAGCGGGAUGGGCUGCGAAAACUCGUCGAUAUUGCCAACUGGACAUGCGCAGCAAAGCUAUCAGACGAUGUUAUUCGAGGCCAGUGGAAGAAGCUUGACUACAACAUUCGUGUCAUGGUAAGAGCCCUGACCAAAUGCCAAAUCAAACGCCCAAAAGAUGACGUGACCAAAGCGCGGUUCGAAAGUAUCGUCACGCUUUGGUCCGAACUUCUGGGUUCUGAUGACUAUAAGGAACUUCUAAUCACCGCUUACCUCUGGGCUAUUGUUGUUGAAGAAAUCUUUUACAAUGGAAGUGAAUUUCGGGGUGGCAGUUCCAUCCAGGCCCUCAAAUGUAUACGAGAGCAUCACUUCGAUCGGCGUGAUGCAAAGGCCCCCAAAAGACAGGCAAGAAUUGAAUUGGAUAGGCUGAAACUAUUUUGCAAUAUCACUGCGGAUACGCCAGGCACUGAUUUCCUCCGGGAAAUGAAAAGCAUUUUGGAAACUGCACUCGACCUUGAUGGGAUGCUGAUGGGCUCCAUGGCCAUUUUAUCGAUCCAAUGGCUGCAAACUGGACAGUCGAAGAGUCUGCGAUACGACACAGAUUUGAUGAAUUCCGUAGCACACACCAAGGAACUGUCCCCCAAGACUGCCGUUACCUUUAUGAUCUCGCCAGUGCUUCUCAAGAUGGGGAACGCCGAUGGCUGCAACUACGACAGCGAGAUGGUUCUCUGCAAAGCCUCAGUGGUGUGUGAGUGA